Mycotypha africana is the source of this 964-nucleotide messenger RNA. RefSeq lists its product as uncharacterized. Lineage: Eukaryota; Fungi; Mucoromycota; Mucoromycetes; Mucorales; Mycotyphaceae. The record is from RefSeq and is a predicted model, not a curated record. The transcript is spliced from 3 exons. The coding region runs from base 87 to 761 and encodes 224 amino acids.
UUAAAAAGAGAAUGGUCGUCAAUGCUAAUCUCGAAUUACUUCUCUUAUGCUAACACAGUCUGUACCUACUUUAUCAACAUUUGUAAAUGAACGAAAGAGUAGAUUACCAAAUUUUACAAACUUCUAGUCGCCAAUCGCAACAAACCAAGGCUAUUGAAUACAGUAGUAUACAAUGUACACAAGACAUUUGUCUUUCGGUUAUAAAUGCAGAUAGAGCAAAUAGAUUGAUACCGUCCAUAUCAAUAGAUAUUCUAGUCGGUACCGCGAUUGGUUCGCUUAUAGCUCUAUUAAGUCUCAUAGUUUAUUGCGUAAGAAGGAGGAAGAGAAAAUUAAGAGAAGACAAUAAUGAUGAAGAGAAUAGACCAUUGUUAGGCGACCCGAGUAAGAAGAUGCACUUCGUAAGAAGAACAUCCACCUAUUAUCAAUGGAACAGAUCGCCGCCGCCGCCUCCUACAACUAAUACAACAACUUCAUUCUAUGAGUCCGAUAAAUUACAGCAACAAGAGCAACGACAGCAACAGCAACAUAUUUUGGGAGGACAGUAUUCAGGACAUUUCUGUACAGAAGGGUCCUUACUGGAUCAGGAACAAUCAAGUAUACCAAUUAGUCAAUCGCCUACUGAUGAUGAAGAUGACCUACGGCGGAAAAAGGACUGGGAAGAGAGACGUAAGGCAUUAUUAAAAAAAUAUGCUAGAAAUGAUCAAGAUGAGGCUAUCUCAGUCAAUAGUAAAGGUAGUAAUGAAAACAGUAAUGAGUCGUGAUUGUCGUAUUGUUGCGUUCGGGCAUAGUUGAUAUUCUUUGUAAUGAACGUAAGCAAUUAGACUUGUGUCAGUAAUUGUCACGGAAAAUGGAAAAGGGUGUCACUGUAUAUGCAUAAUUAAAUAGUUUGAGUUCCCUUGAGGAUAACUGUACCAACAUAUACGUAGACAACUAUGUUAAACAUAGUCAUUUACAACUAUAAAUC